This is a messenger RNA of Asparagus officinalis (garden asparagus), 2108 nucleotides long. Its product is annotated as pentatricopeptide repeat-containing protein At2g25580-like. Gene Ontology annotation, molecular function: protein binding; RNA binding; zinc ion binding. Bases 95 to 2002 code for a protein of 635 amino acids. The record is from RefSeq and is a predicted model, not a curated record. The transcript is spliced from 2 exons. Lineage: Eukaryota; Viridiplantae; Streptophyta; Magnoliopsida; Asparagales; Asparagaceae. Gene Ontology annotation, biological process: RNA modification.
UCAAGCCCACAAUCCGUUUGCAUCCUCCAAACACCAGAGCUCCCGGCGUUUAUUCAUCCCCUAAAAACUAGGGUUUUAGCAGUGCAGUCGUCAAAUGUACCGAAAGCGAUCAUCGAUUCUCACCAUCAAAUCCCUCUCUCAGGUAACUAUCUCUCCCGAUUCUUCACAAAAUUCUCUCUUCAAUUCAGUAAAACCCUCACCUUUGAUCCACCUCUGGCGGCGGCGGAGCUUCAGCGUCGCCACCCAAAGGUCCGAUUUGUCACCGGAAUCGGAUCCCAACGGCUCUUAUCAGCAGAAUCCGUUAAACCCACAGCAGAAUCCAAAUGGGUUUUAUAGGGAAAAUUGGGGUCAAAGAUCCGAUCUUGGAGAGUCUCAGCGGUGGAAUUCUAAUGGGUUUUAUGAGGAACACACAAAUGUUUCUUGCAAUCAGAUGGAUAAUGGGCGGAGUAUGGGAAUAAAUGGAUUUUAUAGGGAAAGGAUUGAAGAUGUAGGGCAAACCAAUGUGAGUCUCAACAAGAAUCAUAUAAGGAACUCUGCUGAAGGUUUUCAGCAGAGUGACAAUGUGUUGGAUGAUGGAUAUCCUUACGAGAAUCAAACUGGGUUCUUUCGAGAAAACCCAAGAAAGGUCCAUGAAGACCCUGUCGAUGAUGAUUAUUGUGUUAAUCCGAGAGGGUUUUAUCAAAAUAGGCUGCAGAGUUUAAGGCAUUCUCCUCCGAUUAGCAGUGUAAUAUCCAAUUAUGAUUUACAUGAAGGACACAAUAGCGAAGUCCAUCGAGAUACCGGUGAAAUGGUUACCAAUCCAUUGAUGACUCAUGCAAGUGCACUGUACAAGCUGGGGGAGCUCUGCGAGCAGGGGAAGGUGAAGGAAGCUGUCGGCUUUCUUUCUGUAUUUGAGAAAACUGGCAUGGCUGUUGAUGGAUUAAGAUAUAUAAAGUUAAUGGAGUCAUGUGGAGAUGCAAAAUCUUUAGAAAGUGCAAGGCGAGUCCAUGAUCAUCUCUCAAGGACACUAGGUAAAGUAGACAUUGAGAUUCAUAAUAAGAUAUUAGAUAUGUACUUUAAGUGUGGGUCAACUAAUGAUGCUCGCCAAUCAUUUGAGAAAAUGCCUCUGAAGCAUUUGACAUCCUGGGAAAUUAUGAUAAGGGGUUUCACCAGUAAUGGCCUUGCUGAGGAAGCAAUCGAUCUGUUUACUCAGAUGAAAAAGAUGGGGUUGGAGCCAAAUGGAGAUUUAUUUAAUGCUAUUUUGUAUACUUGUGGUGUUCUUGGAGCAAUUGAUCAGGGUAUGUUAUACUUCGAAUCAAUGAAGGUGGAUUUUGGCGUUACCCCUAAAAUGGAAGAUUAUGUUGGCAUAAUAGAAAUGCUUGGAAGAAGUGGCUAUUUGGAUGAAGCUUUGGAGUUUAUAGAGAUGAUGCCUAUUGAGCCCAAUGUCGAUGUUUGGGAAGCCCUGUUAAAAUUUUGUAGAGUUAAUGGGUAUACUGAGCUUGGGGAUCGAUGUGCUGAGAUUGUGGAACAACUUGAUUCCUCUAGGGUAAAUAAAUCCAACAUGGCUUUAUUGAAUAUAGAAUCAUCAGAAACAGUGAAGGGGAUUGAAAGCAAAAAGGAUUCUAAUGUUCCAGAUUUUAAGCAUCAAGUACGAGAGUUUAUGGCAGGGGAUCGAUCACAUCCAGAUAAUGAUAUCAUUUAUCAACACUUGAGGUGUUUGGCUCAACAUAUGAAAGAGGUUGGCUAUACUCCAGAUAAGACUUGUUCACUUCAUGAUGUUGAUAUAGAAAGUAGGGAGGAAGCUUUACUUUACCACAGCGAAAGGCUGGCCACUGUUCAUGGUCUCAUGACUACUCGUGCUCGAAUGCCUCUUAGGAUUAUAAAAAAUCUUCGUGUUUGUAGGGAUUGUCAUAAUGCUCUGAAGAUAAUAUCGAAGAUAGUUGGACGUUUGAUAAUUGCACGGGAUAUCAAGAGGUUUCACCAUUUUGAGAAUGGAGUUUGCUCUUGUAAUGAUUAUUGGUAGGAGGAAGCAAGCAAAAGUUUUGUGGACAUUAUGGUAGUAUUAAACGUGUCGCAGGCAUCUUCUGAUGUACAUAUCCUCUGAAAGCUAGCAAGUAUAUUUCCUUGUU